AUGUAUCAUUCUGCUGCGGAUUCCAAGAUGUAUGAUCCUUUUGCUAGCGUGACAGUCAACGAACAGAGCACCACUGAUGGUACACGCGCCGUCUCGCUCAGCGUUGCGAGUGCAGAACGUGAGACUCAGACUGAUAUGGCAUCUAUGUUGCCGCCAGAGGCGCCACAACCACCAGACCCCGCUGAUCUUCUCGCCGAUAUACAGAAGGCAGCUGAGGAUGUGUCACAGCUGGUUGGGCGAUUCGGCUUAAAAAUGGCUCAGAUACUCAUAGCAUCACGUACCAAGGAAGUUUUGUUCAAGUCGGACCGCAGCCAGAUGCAGCUCCCGUGUCUGGGCUAUGCUGACGAGUUCAGCUGUCAGCUCACAAAGGAGUAUCACGAACCGAUUGAGCUCGAGGGGGAGGCCCCGAUGUUGUGGUGGCUGUGGAGCCCGCUGCUCGAGUGGCUCUCGUCGACCAUUGGCUCAAGCGGCUGUACGCUCGUGUUCACGCCUGCCUGCAAGGCCGACGUUGACUUGCCCGACAAAUUCAGCAUCCGACUUUGGAGCACUACAGAAAAUACCGAAAAUAUCGAGCUGACGGCCACGUACGGGGGUUGCUUUGCGGAGCGGCGCAUCUAUGACGCACCUGUCGCGAGGUUUUGCUCCCGAAAACAGACUUUCGGGAGCAACACAUUCACUUUGUCGAUGGACGAAAGUCAAGUGCCGUACGAAGGGGCAUCGUUUGAAGUCGCGUUUGAUUAUCUCUUGCCACGAACUCUCAGCGUUUGGCGUGGCGCCAUGAACAUCUUGCCAAACGAAGAAGAGCAGGAGCAACUUGUCAAGGCUCUCGUCGGAGCUUGUGAAGCCAAGGACGACCAGAUGCCCUUAUUGGAGGAAAAUGAUUUGCAAUGCAGACAAUUGAUACGACGAUUACCGCCAAAGGCUCGAAUAUGGACAGUGGAAGCAGGUCUCCUCGGACAAGACAGGGUCUAUGCAGUAUAA
Penicillium diatomitis is the source of this 981-nucleotide messenger RNA. RefSeq lists its product as uncharacterized. The coding region runs from base 1 to 981 and encodes 326 amino acids. The record is from RefSeq and is a predicted model, not a curated record. The transcript has a single exon. Lineage: Eukaryota; Fungi; Ascomycota; Eurotiomycetes; Eurotiales; Aspergillaceae.